AUUCUUGUCUUGUAGAAUGCAGAACCUUUCCAAGUUACUGUUCGAGAAGACAAUUGUAUCAUUGUCUCCCUGGAAGCAUCUGAUGUGGUGAGCUCAUCCUCUGUAUAUGUUGUGAAGAUAGCUGGAGAAUCCAAGAACUACUUUUUCCAGUUCGAAGAAUUCAAUAGCACUUUACCUGCCCCUGUGGUUUUUAAUGCCAAAUACCAUGGCCUAUAUUACAUAGUAACUCUGUUGGUAGUGAACUCAAAUAUGGUUUCCAAGUCAGCAAGAUCAAUCACUGUGUUAACCAAACCCCUUCCUGUGAGCAGUGUUUCUAUCUAUGAUUACAAACCAUCUCCAGAAACAGGAGUGUUGUUUGAAAUUCAAUACCCAGAGAAGUACAAUGUUUUUACCAGGGUAAAUAUAAGCUAUUGGGAAGGAAAAGACUACCGAACAAUGCUGUACAAAGAUUUCUUUAAAGGUAAAACAGUUUUCAAUCACUGGCUACCAGGUAUAUGCUACAGUAACAUCACAUUUCAGUUGGUAUCGGAAGCAACCUUCAACAAAAGCACGCUAGUGGAAUACAGCGGGGUCCAGCAUGAGCCCAAACAGCACAGAACAGUUCCUUACCCACCUCGAAACAUUUCAGUUCAGAUUGUACCAGUCAACAGAAACAACUGGGAAGAGAACAGUGGGAAUUUUGCAGAAGAAUCAUUCAUAGAACAACAAGAACUUAUAAGGAAAGAAAAGCUUACCCAUUUUUCUGACAACCCACCUGACAUUCCAGCAGCGAACACAACUACAGCCUGGCCGGACUAUCGCUAUAAUAGCACUGAGUACGAAACGACGUCACAGCCGUACUGGUGGCCUAAUGAAGCUGAGUCAUCAGAGGGUGAAGAGGAGUUUGUCAAUGCAGUUUCCAGUGAUUAUGAGGUUCAUGAAGUCAACACGUCUGGAAAACUCACGCCACAGCCCUCCUCCUUCCUUCCUGUACAAAUGGUGCUGACCUGGUUACCACCAAAGCCACCUACUGCGUUUGAUGGUUUCCAUAUCAAUAUUGAAAGGGAAGAGAACUCCACCGAAUUUUUGACAGUAAGUGAGGACAUUCACAAAUUUGUUGCUGAACUGAAAGAACCAGGAAAAUAUAAGUUGUCUGUAACAACGUUUAGCUCCUCUGGCUCUUGUGAAGUUCGGGGAAGUCAAUCAGCAAAAACUCUUAGCUUUUACAUAAGCCCCACAGGUGAAUGGAUAGAGGAGCUCACGGAAAAGCCUCAGCAUGUGACCGUGACUGUGCUAAGCUCCACUACUGCCCUGACAUCCUGGACAACAUCGCAAGAGGGAGGCGGCAAUGGCACCAUCGUGUCUGUGGUCUCCCUGACCUGUCAGAAGCAAAAGGAAAGCCAAAGGCUUGAAAAACACUACUGCACUGAGGUGAAUUCAAGCAGCAGCCUCAUUGAAAAUCUUGUUCCUGGUGCCCAGUAUCAAGUUGUGGUUUACUUACGAAAAGGACCGUUGGUUGGACCACCUUCUGAUCCUGUUACAUUUUCCAUUGUGCCCACUGGAAUAAAGGAUCUGACGCUUUACCCUUUGGGACCUACUGCUGUGGUUUUGAGCUGGAACAGACCUUUCCUUGGAGUGUUUAGGAAAUAUGUUGUAGAAAUGUUUUACUUCAACCCAUCAACGAUGACCUCUGAGUGGACAACCUACUAUGAAAUAGCAGCAACCGUCUCCUUAACUGCCUCUGUGAGAAUAGCUAACCUGCUGCCUGCUUGGUAUUACAAUUUCCGGGUCACCAUGGUGACUUGGGGGGACCCAGAGCUGAGCUGCUGUGACAGCUCCACCAUCAGCUUCAUCACAGCACCAGUGGCACCUGAGAUUACCUCCAUAGAAUAUUACAACCACCUUUUGUAUGUCACCUGGACCUAUGGAGGAGAUGGUACUGACCUUUCUCAUUCUAGGAUGCUGCAUUGGAUGGUGGUUGCAGAAGGAAAGAAAAAAAUCAAGAAGAGCGUAACACGCAAUGUGAUGACUGCAGUGUUGAGCUUGCCCCCGGGGGACAUUUACAACCUUUCAGUGACUGCUUGUACUGAAAGAGGCAGCAAUACUUCCCUGCCCCAGCUUGUGAAAUUGGAACCAGCCCCUCCAAAAUCACUAUUUGCUGUGAACAAGACUCAGACCUCUGUGACUCUGCUGUGGGUGGAAGAAGGAGUGGCUGAUUUCUUCGAAGUGUACUGCCAGCAGGCUGGGUCUGCUCAGGAAACCAAAGUCCAGGAACCUGUCACUGUCUCUUCACAUGUGGUGACUAUUUCCAGCCUCACCCCUGCCACUUCCUACAACUGCAGUGUGACCACCUUCAGCCACGACAGCCCCAGUGUCCCCACUUUCAUUGCAGUUUCCACCAUGGUCACCGAAAUGAAUCCCAACGUAGUGGUAAUUUCUGUGUUAGCCAUCCUAAGUAUCCUUUUGAUUGGAUUGCUGCUGGUGACUCUCAUUGUACUCAGAAGAAAACAUCUACAAAUGGCCAGGGAGUGCGGGGCUGGAACCUUUGUCAAUUUUGCAUCUUUAGAGAGAGAUGGAAAGCUUCCCUAUAACUGGCGUAGAAGUGUAUUUGCUUUCCUAACUCUGCUACCCUCAUGCCUUUGGACUGAUUAUCUUUUGGCAUUUUAUAUUAAUCCUUGGAGUAAAAAUGGAUUAAAGAAAAGAAAGCUGACCAACCCUGUCCAGUUGGAUGAUUUUGAUGGAUACAUCAAGGAUAUGGCCAAAGAUUCAGAUUAUAAAUUUUCUCUGCAAUUUGAGGAGCUAAAACUGAUUGGGCUUGACAUCCCCCACUUUGCUGCUGAUCUUCCCAUGAAUCGCUGUAAAAAUCGCUACACAAAUAUCCUGCCAUAUGAUUUUAGUCGUGUCCGGUUAGUUUCAAUGAAUGAAGAAGAGGGAUCUGACUACAUUAACGCCAACUACAUUCCUGGUUAUAAUUCACCCCAGGAAUACAUUGCAACCCAAGGUCCACUGCCAGAAACUAGGAAUGAUUUUUGGAAGAUGGUUCUCCAGCAAAAAUCUCAAAUUAUUGUUAUGCUCACUCAGUGUAAUGAGAAAAGAAGGGUAU
Messenger RNA from Eurypyga helias (sunbittern), 3082 nucleotides. RefSeq names its product protein tyrosine phosphatase, receptor type, O (gene PTPRO). Gene Ontology annotation, biological process: peptidyl-tyrosine dephosphorylation involved in inactivation of protein kinase activity; regulation of glomerular filtration; podocyte differentiation. Gene Ontology annotation, molecular function: cadherin binding; protein tyrosine phosphatase activity; Wnt-protein binding. The annotation marks the transcript as partial. Lineage: Eukaryota; Metazoa; Chordata; Aves; Eurypygiformes; Eurypygidae. The transcript has 21 exons. Gene Ontology annotation, cellular component: glutamatergic synapse; plasma membrane; GABA-ergic synapse. The record is from RefSeq and is a predicted model, not a curated record.